GUGGUCUCCUCAACUUCAUAGCGAGUACAACGCGCUCAUAUGUCGUCUAAUACGCCUGCCCCGUCUUCCACAGGGGUUUCUCCGUCCACCGCAAACGCAAACGCUCAAGAUGCCGCGCAGAGUGCGAACCCAGUUGAUCGACUCGUGCUGGAGUAUCUGCGUGCUCGUGGUCACAAAAGUGCAGAAGCUGCGUUGCUCGAAGCAAUCGAGAGUGGAAGCACUGAAGUCUCCGGGAAUACACUGUCGUCCGACGAUUUGAUUAAGGGUUUAGCAGUGUUUGCACAGAAGCCAUCGCGGCCUGGCGAAAAUGUCUUGAAGGACAGCUCAAGCGUUCUCCAAGAGUUGAGCACGAUGGGAAAUCCUUCGAGUAUUCAAACUCUGAUCGCAAGCCUCGGUACUGCUGGCGCCGAAGAAAUACUCUCACUUGACCCCACCGAUAAACACGAAGGGUUCAGAGAACUCGAAUCAUGGGUGGAAGGGUCGUUGGACAUGUACAAGCCUGAGUUUCUUCCGAUGCUUUUCCCGAUAUUCUGUCACUUCUACCUUGAUUUAGUCCAAAAAGGCUUUAAGGAGGCAGCACUUCAUUUUCAUGCAACUUUUUCCCCAUCCUUGGCACCAACCCAUAAUGUGACUUUACAUCACCUGUCAACCUUGAUGUUGCCGUCGCACGUCCAAAAUGAUGACCUAGCACAGCGUUUUCGCAACGAGAAAUACGUUAUAAGGAUGAGCCGGUCUGGUUUCAGCCUCCUAAUAGGUUGGUUAACGGAAGGUGUGGGUGGAGAAACACCCGGUGCAGGUGAGGGCUUUUCCGGCGAAAAAGGGAAGCGAGGACGGGCAGCAGUCAUGCGCGUUGUAAAUAACCAUUUGCGCUUUGACGUCACAAACGCGAGUGCGACGUCGGUAUCUCCCAAUGCAUGGGAGGAAUCCACUGGGCUCCUGUCAUCGCUCAUUCCUGCAAUCGCUCAGCCGAAUGGUUCAUCGGCUGUGCCGAAUCCACACACUUUUAACACUUCCAAAGGUGAACUGAAGCUCGGUCCAGCUCCUACCUCUGAGGAGCUUCGAGCGGAGGCGGAACGCAUCCUCCGAGAACAAGCGAUGCUAGAUCGUGAUCCCAGUGCCCAAUAUGACGCACAUUUCACUCGUCCACAGGCCUUGCCUGGUAUUGUUUCACCCACCGAGGCUGAUUUACUCCCACACCCCCCUUCGUUUAAAACGAUUGAUGUGCAGAGGGAGGUAGAAAAAGUGCGUGAUGCAAGAAAGCGGAUACGGCUUGACCCCUCAGCUAUGAGCUCGAUGGAUAUGAACUCUACCCAAAGCACGUCCGCACGGUCGAAAGCCUUACCCAGUAUCUGCGCCUACACCAUGCAUGAUGUUGGAGAAGGAGUACCAUGCUGCACUUUCUCCUCUGACAUCAGCCUGAUGGCAGCGGGAUUCUCUGAAAGUUACAUUCGAUUAUGGAGUCUGAAGGGCGAAAAGCUGAGGGGACUGCGUAGUGAUGCCUCACCGGACGUAGCAGACUCUAGUGGUAUUUCACGAUUGCUAGAACCGGAUGGGAGCAACACACGGAAGCUGAUCGGACAUAGUGGUCCUGUAUACUCUCUCUCAUUCGAUCCCCUCGGUGGUUCUGCAGCGCCCCCAAAAUAUUUACUCUCUGCAUCUGCUGACGCAACCACCCGACUCUGGUCCCUUGAUACUAUGACAAACGUGGUCGCCUACCACGGUCACCAAAACCCAGUCUGGGACGUGCAGUGGAGCCCCAUGGGUACAUAUUUUGCAACUGCUAGUCGAGAUCGAACAGCAAGGCUGUGGUCGACGGAUCGUACCUCUGCCUUGCGAUUAUACGUUGGACAUUUAAGCGAUGUAGAUUGUGUGCGCUUUCAUCCCAAUUCGUUGUACCUAGCCACUGGCUCUGAUGAUUGGACCGCCCGCCUUUGGGAUGUCCAACGCGGAACUUGCGUCAGGGUGUUUAUUGGCCACCAGGGGACAUUAUCCGCCCUAGCCAUUAGCCCAGAUGGCCGGUACCUCGCGAGUGCGGGUGAAGAUCUGGCAAUUAAUCUUUGGGAUCUUGGCUCCGGUCGCCGCAUCAAGAAAAUGACUGGCCAUGCUGCUUCCAUAUACUCUUUGUCAUUUAGCGCUGAAUCUUCGUUAUUGGUCAGUGGGGGUGCCGAUUGGACAGUGCGCUGUUGGGACGUGAGGGGCGCUGGAAGUCAAGUGAAACCUCACGAAAAUGGAGUGGAUGAACCACAAACACUCCGGCCGGCGGAGGAGAGCAAUGAAACCACUGACCUACUUGCAACUUUCCCCACAAAGCGGACUCCGGUAAUCAAUGUUCACUUCACGCCACGCAAUCUUUGCCUUGCGGCCGGUUACUGCCUUCCCCUCGAACCGAGAUAGUGUAUCAAUCUUCCGAGACAUCUGGAUUUUCCGGACCUCGUUAACA
This is a messenger RNA of Pisolithus orientalis, 2440 nucleotides long. Its product is annotated as TFIID and SAGA subunit. Gene Ontology annotation, biological process: transcription initiation at RNA polymerase II promoter. The record is from RefSeq and is a predicted model, not a curated record. Gene Ontology annotation, molecular function: RNA polymerase II general transcription initiation factor activity; protein binding. Gene Ontology annotation, cellular component: transcription factor TFIID complex. Bases 40 to 2394 code for a protein of 784 amino acids. The transcript has 8 exons. Lineage: Eukaryota; Fungi; Basidiomycota; Agaricomycetes; Boletales; Pisolithaceae.